UUGCCGGGGCCGCCUUUGGUUGACGUCAUAUGAGCGCGACGCCAAAUCGUCUUCCAAUAUGGCUUCCAGAUUAGAAAUUAAUUUUGUCCGGUUAUUGUCUCGCUGCGAGUCUAUAGCUUUAGAAAAAAGGUGCGAAGCUGAAUGGAGACUGGAGAAGUAUGUUGGCGCCUUGGAGGAAAUGUUGGUGGCUCUGAGAAAAAGCAUGAGCAAGCCCACUCCAGAAGUGCUGACCGAAUACACAAGAAAGGUCGAUUUUCUGAAAGGCCUUCUGGAAGCAGAAAAGCUGUCAUCACCAACAGAAAAAGCUCUAGCCAACCAGUUCCUCGCCCCCGGCCGAACACCCACAAUAGCCAACGAGAGGAUGGCCGCCACUAAAACUGUCCACAUGCAGACCAAGGCCCGAUGUACGGGGGAGAUGAGGAAUGAGCUUUUUGGCAUGGGCUUUUCAAAAAAAGAACAAGAUUUGCGAAACAGAAGAGGUCUGCCUCUGGAUGAGCACCAGUCGGCUGCAGAGCUGGACACCAUCUUGCAGCACCAACACAACCUACAGGAGAAGAUCGCCGAGGACAUGCUCAACCUGGCCAGGAAUCUGAAAAAUAACACUCUGGCCGCACAGAGCAUCAUCAAACAGGACAAUCAGACUUUGGGCCAGUCGAUGCAUCAAGCUGACCUCAACUUUGAGAAGCUAAAGACCGAGUCAGAGCGUCUGGAGCAGCACGCUAAGAAAUCUGUCAACUGGCUUCUGUGGCUCAUGCUCAUCUUGGUCUCCUUUGCCUUUAUCAGCAUGAUCCUCUUUAUCAGACUAUUCCCCAGGCUCAGAUGAUAAAGUGGUGCCCCAUGGCCCCCCAAAAGACUUCAAAGAUCUUUGUGUGUGACAAUAAAUAUUGUCACCUCAGGAUAAACAAUCCCUUUAAGUGAA
Messenger RNA from Syngnathoides biaculeatus (alligator pipefish), 919 nucleotides. It is a transcript of the gene use1, whose product is annotated as unconventional SNARE in the ER 1 homolog (S. cerevisiae). The transcript is spliced from 8 exons. The record is from RefSeq and is a predicted model, not a curated record. Gene Ontology annotation, molecular function: SNAP receptor activity. Gene Ontology annotation, biological process: retrograde vesicle-mediated transport, Golgi to endoplasmic reticulum. The coding region runs from base 59 to 823 and encodes 254 amino acids. Gene Ontology annotation, cellular component: SNARE complex; endoplasmic reticulum. Lineage: Eukaryota; Metazoa; Chordata; Actinopteri; Syngnathiformes; Syngnathidae.